AUGAUAAAUGAAAGGGUUGGGUGCAAGUAUUCGAAAUCUGUUGAAGGCAGUAAUUCUUCGUAUUUGAAGUCUGCUAAAAGCAGUAAUUCUUUAUAUUUGAAAUCAACUGAAGACUGCAAUUCUUAUGAACAAAGUAACUUUUCUAAUAAAGAUGACAAUUCUUAUGGACAAAGUAACUUUUCUACUGAAGACAGCAAUUCUUAUAGACAAAAAAUUUGGCCCGCACAACAAUCUUUUUGGUCUGUACAACAAUCUUUUUGGCCUGCACAACAAUCUUUUCUGGCUUCACACUCUUUUACAGAUUU
Messenger RNA from Dentiscutata erythropus, 305 nucleotides. NCBI's taxonomy places the organism in Eukaryota, Fungi, Glomeromycota, Glomeromycetes, Diversisporales, Gigasporaceae. The record is from the annotation of a GenBank genome assembly.